Molecule: messenger RNA, 3202 nt
Organism: Physcomitrium patens
Lineage: Eukaryota; Viridiplantae; Streptophyta; Bryopsida; Funariales; Funariaceae
Product: poly(A)-specific ribonuclease PARN-like
Molecular function (GO): RNA binding; 3'-5'-RNA exonuclease activity
Source: RefSeq, a predicted model, not a curated record
CCGAUCAAAAAAGUGCAAAUUGGUCGGUCUUCUUCAUCAGUUGUAUUCUACAGUUGCCUGUAAACCCUAACUUCGGAGGGGAACCAAGACAUUGUUGAGGAGUCUUGUGUGGGGAGGGUGCGAGAGAGGUGAGGAGUGCUGGGAGGGGUUUCAGGAUGCGCCUGAGGCCAUGGACGCGGCCGUGCUUGGCAACACGGCCGCAGUUGGUCCUCCCGCGUCUCAGUCGCCUCGGAAUUCUAGAUUUGCAGAGUUCGAUGCCGGGUGAUCUCGUGCCCUGUCGAGGCGUCGGUGGCGUUUCGGGGGCGGCAGGGAGCGGGACACCGGGGGAGAGAUAUGUGGGUGGUUUUUGGAGAGAUGAGAGAGCUUGUGGUAUUGUGGGUGAUGAACGGUCCAGACUCAAUAUAUGUUCAUUAAAUGCAACCAAGGAGCAGGUCAGAGGGGUUUCUGGAAAGACUGGUGGAGGUGGUGGAACCAGGGGAGGAGAAAUUGGAGGCAUGGGAGCUGCAGGAUUAAUUUCUAUGGCGAACGUGACGAGGAGGAACUUUGUAGAGUCGUUGGAGCAGCUCAGAGGGCAGCUGGCAGGAGCCGAUUUCGUGGCAGUGGAUUUGGAGAUGACUGGAGUAGAAAGUACGAAGUGGCGACGCAACUUGGAACUUGAUAGCUAUGAGACAAGAUACCAGAAUUUGAAGCAUUCUGCGGAGAAAUUUGCUGUGUGGCAGUGUGGGGUCUGUCCUUUCAAGUGGGACGAAGCGCACAACAAGUGGGUAGCAUACCCGUACAAUUUUUUCAUUUUUCCUCGUAAUGAAUUGCAGCUGGAGCUGCCGGCGCGUAGCUUUUUCGCACAGACUACUUCUCUGGAGUUUUUGACUAAGCAUCGGUUUGACUUUAAUGCGUGCAUUUACGACGGCAUUUCUUAUCUUUCGCAUGAACAAGAGGCUGUUGCAAGGGUGCUCAUGGGUUCAGUUUCUGUGAAACAAAAUUUUCCAUCUGGUGUACACAAUUCCUCUGAAAUCCCGUUGACCAAACCUGGGGAUGUAGCCUUUGUGGAGAAAAUUCGCACGCAGAUUGGAAGAUGGCGCGACGAGUUGCUCUUUAAUCGCCAGAAGUGGCAAGUGGUAAACGAGAAGUUGAUAACUACUAGUACUUUAGUUCAACCCCCUCCUUAUUCUCCUCUCGUUCCUUUGCCCACCUCUGACAUUGGCAAUGAUUCAGUCACCAUUAAGCAGGAUAUAGACGUAGGGCCAUCGUUGGGAAGCUUACGACCCUCAUUGAACAUUGACGUUACAAGCCACUACCAAUCGAGGCUCGUCCAGCAGAUAAUCAAGACACAUUUUCCCGACCUCGUCGCCGCUGUGAAUGCGAGAGGCAAUGGUCCACACGAUCGGAUCAGAAUUCGAGUCAUCUACGUUUCUCCGAAGGAAGAUAUGUCUAAAGUGAUUCAAGAAUUGGCCGAUGAGGAGCGGAAUGCAUUGGAGACGCGCGUCUCGAAUGCUGUGGGGUUCCGAAAAGUGUUGGACGCAAUUGCGGAAGCCGGUCUUCCCGUUGUGGGUCAUAACUGCAUUCUCGACAUGACACACAUUUAUUCCAAAUUCGUUGGUCCUUUACCUGCUACAUCAGCAGAAUUUUCUUCGUCUUUGCGGCAACAAUUUCCUUGUGUUAUAGAUACGAAGUAUCUUCUCAGAGCGGAACCAACGUUGCGGGGCAUAUUAGCCAGCCGAAGCACAUCUUUAGCUGUUGUAUUUACUCAUAUCUGUCAGGUAUUCGCAGACAAGGCCGUGGCUUCAGGCAGGUUUUAUUUUGGAAAAGGCAAGAUCCUCAACAAUGCGUUUACAAAGGUUGCGGUGGAAGUUGCAGAAGAAUUUCAACGGUAUGGAGGGACCAAAGACACGGGAUUAAAACAUGAGGCAGGUUUUGAUGCUUAUAUGACAGGUUCCGUGUUUGCUCAGGCUUGUCACCUGCUUCACGUUGAUGCUGCUACGAUUCGAAAAAUUCCAGAUGCUGUGAAGGUCGGAGAACAAGGCUUUGCAAGCUAUGCAAAUUUGUUAGCAUUGGGAUGGGUAGGCAACAUGGUGCUGGACCUGACUACUGGAAAAGAGGCCACAGGUGUGAAAGCCCUCCGAGGUCCCACGUCCUCUGCGGAUAGGCAUCCCGAGCACUCCACAGUGGCUCUUGUGUGGGGAUUUCCUUCAGGCAGCAAUGAAUUUGAGAUAAGACUAAUUGUUCAGCGAGUUUUCAACGCUGAGCGGAAAUUUCCACCUGCUGAUAUAACAAUCAUUGAUGAGAGCUCAGCUUUUGUACAUUUUAGGGAUUCACGCCACAUGCAUCAAUUUUUGCGGUUGAUGCAAGGACCCCGUAUUUCUGACGCAAUUCCUACAAGUUUUCGAGCAGCUCCGUAUCAAGCUUAUGAGGUUCUUUGUAGGUCACCAUUGACAACAGAGAGGUUGGUUGAUUCGGCUAACAUAUUGCUACUGGAUCGAUUCUAUUUACAACAGACCCCUGCAGAUACUCUUGUUAGCGAUAUAUCCUCUGUCAAGGUUCUCGAAGAGAUUGGGUAUGCUGAAGUUGGACACAACCAUUAGCAGGAAUCCAGCGAUCCUGACGUAAGUAUUCAUGGGUUGAUCAACCAUUGAGAGAGCACGUCCGAGCAGACCAAGCAGUACAAUUACGUAUUCUCGCUGCACAGAAAUAAUUUUUGCAGCUGGAUGAAGUGGUCGUUCGGAUUGGGAGAAAAGGCAUCAUGCUGGCCUAGCUCAAGGAUACGAUCACACUGCCAAGAUCCUGUAGAUAGCUCUUCCAACUGAAAAAAAGAAGGCGUUUGGACUUUGGCUAGAUUUGAAUCACAACAGGCAUCAGAAAUUUGCGGUUUGACCGGAAACUCCCUUGUUGGUGACCUCCAGAUUUUGACUCCAGUAAAAAGGUGGCCAGCAGUUAGUCGAGGGUUUCUAAGAUGUUGCUUGCGUGCUGCAGAAGAGUUAUAUCUAAUUUCACAUUUCAGAUGACAAAUCAAAGUCAGUAUUUCAUAUACUUGGUUUCUGCAGAAACUUGUAAUCUCUAAUUUGUUUUUGCUCAAUGUUUUUGAAUGUGUUACCAUCUCACAUUCUGCCUUCUUCAAGGCCUUGUUUAGAUCUAUGAUGUACCUUCACAUAUGUUGAUUUCAACUGUACUUUUCUCAAUAGAGAUUUUCUCUGUUUUUUUCGUUUAA